Molecule: messenger RNA, 1741 nt
Organism: Girardinichthys multiradiatus
Lineage: Eukaryota; Metazoa; Chordata; Actinopteri; Cyprinodontiformes; Goodeidae
Exons: 4
Coding region: 683-1741 (352 amino acids)
Source: RefSeq, a predicted model, not a curated record
UUGGAGCGUGCACCACUUCGUAGCUGACUUAUGUUGUAUGCAAAAUGUGGGGAUGAGGUUUGUCUUGUUAUGAAAUCACAUUUCCAUCUUAGCCUCUGUUUUGGCUCUAUCCACAGGUACAGUAUUCUGCCUCUUUUAUGUGCUGGGUUAGUGUUGGUUGGUUUGCUUACAUUUCUCAAUAUAUACCCCUGCAUACUUCAUUCAUACACAGCAUGAAUAAAUCAGAAACAGAUUUCAGUGCCUGAUGUUAUGCUUUAAUUUGGUUUAUUAAGACUAAACAAGUUAAUUCUUUAUUUUUUUCCUGUGGUAUGUGGGCAUUUUUCCUUGGUACAAAUGUGGAUUAUCCAGUCUGAGACCAGCGGGGAACUUACAGAAGAUGACACCUCCAGCAGUCCAAGGAAAAUGUUUCAGGAUACUACCCGGUGUGAUUCCAGAGGUUUUCCUGGAUGGGAGGCUAUUGACAAUUUGGCGGAGUAUCUUUUAAGCCUCAAUCGUACGAUAACUGCGCUGUCAACCACAGAGUUGGCAGAAAUCAUGCAACUGUAUUCUGCUUUACAUGCCAUGGACAAGCGGCCCUCCAAAUACACCCUAAAAAGUAAGGAGAACAUUGCCAGGACCAUGGAGAGCUUCCCGGAAACGCAGUGGCUCUGCACCGGGUCAACAGGCAGCUGAAAGGCUGUUCAUGACCCAUGGCCAGGCUGCCCAGAGACCUGACACCACUAGAAUCACUGAGUGCAUUUGCCUCAAGCUACUAAAAGAAUACCAACAAGCGAGGAACCGACCAAAAGACUGCAAGGGAAAAGUUCUGCCCAUUCCACAGUCAAUUGUGCAAACCUACUGCCAUGUUAAACAGCUGCUUGAAGACUGCCAGCCCAUACAAGAUAAGACCAACUUGUUGUUAGUCACCAUCAACAACACCACAGUAUGUGCCUGGCUACAUGGGCGACAGAAAAGAACAGACCGAGACACUCUCCUGCGAGGAGUACAGCUUCCACAGAAGGUGUCUGUGGCUGAAAAUUCCCUGCCAGAUCCAAGACAGCUCCCCUCUAUUCCUGUUGAACAUGGACAUAAAUGCAUGGAGUUUCAGGAACCUGAAAAUUGUGAAGGCGAGGCAGUGAUACGUCCACGCGUUGGUGGUAAAACUGGCUCUUCAAAGCAUUGUCCUCCUUAUUCUAAGACUGCUUUGUCAUUAUCAUGCCAGCAAGGUCACUCUUCACCAGGCCCAGCUCCUACCUGCUUCUUGUAUGCACAGAGUCAGCAGCCACAAUCACCUGCUUGGCCUUAUUAUGAGCAGAAUCAGAUGCCAAAACCCCAAUCUGCUUCCAGUUUCUGCUACAGUCCAUCAGGCCCAGUGUGGACCUCAUCUGGACAAGGACAGUUCCCACCGCUGGCUAUUCCUCUAUCUUCAUUGCAUCAGUGCUGUACACCACCACUUCAUGCAUCAGCUCUGGCACCUGCUGCUGAUGUAGCAGCAUCUUCAUCAUCAAAUCAGCUUUCAGCAAACAUAAAUCGUCACAGGAGAUGGAGACAGAAUAGGGCAGAACUAGAAGACCAGGAACGUCUGGCAAGGGGGGAACCUCCCAAAAAGCGGCAAUGGAAACAGGACUACCACUAUCAAUGUUCAGUUUGUGGUCAGGCCAAAAACAAAACGACUGGUCAUACACAGAUUAGGGGAAAGUGGUACUGUCCAGUCUCUGGACAGACUAUUUUGCAAUGGAAGGAAACUUUCAGCAAGCAGUGA